Messenger RNA from Aegilops tauschii subsp. strangulata, 2028 nucleotides. Its product is annotated as B3 domain-containing protein protein_Os12g40080. Gene Ontology annotation, molecular function: DNA binding. The record is from RefSeq and is a predicted model, not a curated record. Lineage: Eukaryota; Viridiplantae; Streptophyta; Magnoliopsida; Poales; Poaceae.
GGGAGGAGGGGUGACGCGUCGGGCGCUCAGUGGCCACCGGCCGCAGUUUCCCUUUCGGGCUUGGGAGGGAGCUCGCUGCGCUGCGCGCUUCACCCACACCCUCGGGCCCCAGUACGAUCAAUCAACCAAAGAAAAGAAGCACAUUGGGGUCCGUCGGCGACGCAGGCAGCGGCGGACCGGGCACCGGCGCGGCGGCGAUCCAUGGACAUGGGCGAGCUCUUCAACCCAGGCUGCGGCGGGGCGGGCGGCGCCGGCUGCGACUGCGGUGACUGCGAGGAGUGGAGGCGCUACUGCUACUGGAACCACGACCACGGCACCAAGCAGUUCCUCCUCUUCGCCUCCGACGACAAAGAUCAUCUGUGCAUACCGUGGGAGGUCUCAAGCCAGCUGAGAGAUAUGAUCCCCGACUCCGAGCCUAUCAAACUUGAAACUCCUGAUGGUCGCACGUACAGUGUUAAAUUCUUCAAGUUCGGCCGGAUAACUCUUACGACUGGGUGGCGGGGCUUUGUGGAUGCAAAUCACAUAGAAGAGAACAACCCCAUGUUGUUCGUGUACCGUGGGAAUUCAACCUUUAAGGUUCAAAUAUUCAAUUCAUCCGGCCGCGACAAGUUUUUGCCCUGUUCUCAACCACCUUGCAAUCAUCAUGUGCUGAAUGAACAAGUGGUGCCUCAUCCUGGACAUGUUGAUAGCUCAGCCCACUUUGGCUAUACCAUGUUGCCCGGGAGCUUUGUAACCAAAGCACAAGAUGAUAAAUUGCUAGAAUGGGCUAAUACCAUCAAGUCUGAAUUUCCUCUUUUUGUGGCAGCCAUGGACGAGAGCAAUGUCAGCUUGAGCGACUGCCAUGUUUACAUACCACUGAGUCUUGUGGGCCAGUUCAAAGAGGAGGUUGUCAAGAUUGUAGCCCUUGACAAGAGUAUAUACGUUGUUGGAGCAAAGAAGCACAAUGAGGAUCAAAUCGUACUCCAAUCUGGGUGGCAUAGGUUUGUGGCUUCUCAGUGCAUACAACAGAAUGACUUCCUCAUUUUCAUAAUUGAGGGGGAAGCUCGCCUCAAAGUUCUUGUCCUUGACCCAAGCGGUAGUGAGAAAACUUUUGCCAUGGGAAACUCUUCCAAUGCCCAAGAAAAGCCACCACUCCCACCUACAGUUACUAACCAGAGUUCUGAGGACAAUGAACUUACUGACCAGAGUUCUGACAAUGAACUUACUGACCUGAGUUCUGACAAUGAACUUACUGACCUGAGUUCUGAUUAUGAAGUCCUGGGAAAAGACACUACAACGUCAAGGAGGGAGCAGAGGCCGCUACGAAGCUGUCGUGCAAAAGCUGAGAAGAUGGGUUCAACAUCCUGCCCUUCUACUAAAUCAGAUCAUAGACACAAAGCUGGCAACUCGAAUGAAGCCGGUAUAGAAGCUCCUAUGCCCAACAAGUCCUACAUAGUGCCCCAAGCAGGGGCGACGAAGCUAACUGUGCAACAGGAGGAGAAAGUUAAGGAGAAGGUCCGGGCGAUUGGAUCUGAAUUCCCUGUCUUUGUGAAGGUGAUGACGGCAUACGAUGUUUCGAAGAUGGCACAUCUGGCCUUCUGCAUGGAGUAUGCUUCGGCGUGUCGUCUCCCGCUCGAACAAACACCUCUCCUACUUAGGCUGGAGGGUAGCAAUAUGCGGUGGAGUAGCGCGCUGAUGAUCCAGCAAAAUAAUAAUGUGAGGCGGAUUUGCUCAUUCUGGCAGGACAUUGUCUCGCAAGCCGGGACGAAGGAGGGAGACAUCCUCCUCGUCGAACUGGCAGGCAGGAGCAGCAGGAGGCUCAGGAUGACGGUCCAUCUGAUCCGCAAGUCGGAAUGCAGCUCUAGCUCUUGCUCUCAAGCAUCUAGUUAGUGGUCUCUUUGUGUGUGGUCUCAAGAAUGAUGGAUUUUAACUCAGCUGGUGUAUGGAUUGCUUCAUGAUUAUUCUGAACAACCUGCAAGUCUCUAGUGUGUAAUAGGAAACACUGAAUCCUUGACCCACCUGUCCUAGUGCUGCUGCUGAUUAUUAUUA